Messenger RNA from Cyanistes caeruleus (blue tit), 4066 nucleotides. The record is from RefSeq and is a predicted model, not a curated record. NCBI's taxonomy places the organism in Eukaryota, Metazoa, Chordata, Aves, Passeriformes, Paridae.
UCUUCUGGCAGAAAUGACUGCUGUCACUGCAGCCAACGUGAACUUCAAAUGGGACCCCAAAAGCCUGGAGAUAAGAACACUGGCAGUUGAAAGGCUGCUCGAGCCUCUUGUUACACAGGUAACAACACUGGUUAACACCAGCAACAAGGGCCCCUCCAAUAAAAAGCGAGGCCGUUCUAAAAAGGCCCAUGUCUUGGCUGCUUCAGUUGAGCAAGCAACAGAGAAUUUCCUGGAGAAAGGAGACAAAAUUGCAAAGGAGAGCCAGUUCCUGAAGGAGGAGCUAGUGGCAGCUGUGGAAGAUGUUCGGAAGCAAGGUGACAUGAUGAAGAGCGCGUCCGGGGAGUUCGCAGACGACCCCUGCUCGUCGGUGAAGCGCGGGAACAUGGUGCGGGCCGCGCGCGCCCUGCUCUCCGCCGUCACCCGCCUGCUCAUCCUGGCUGACAUGGCAGAUGUCUACAAGCUGCUGGUUCAGCUCAAAGUUGUGGAAGAUGGUAUUUUGAAGCUAAGAAAUGCUGGCACAGAGCAGGACUUGGGUAUCCAGUACAAAGCCCUCAAACCAGAAGUGGACAAGCUUAACAUAAUGGCAGCCAAAAGACAACAGGAGUUGAAAGAUGUGGGUCACCGCGAUCAGAUGGCGGCAGCCAGAGGAAUCCUGCAGAAGAACGUGCCCAUCUUGUACACGGCAUCCCAGGCCUGCCUGCAGCACCCUGACGUCGCUGCCUACAAAGCCAACAGGGACCUGAUCUACAAGCAGCUGCAGCAGGCGGUCAGCGGCAUCUCCAACGCCGCCCAGGCCACCGCCUCGGACGACGCUGCCCAGCAGCAGGGCGGGGGUGGAGAGCUGGCAUACGCCCUCAACAACUUCGAUAAACAAAUCAUCGUGGACCCCUCGACGUUCAGCGAGGAGCGGUUCCGGCCGUCCCUGGAGGAGCGGCUGGAGAGCAUCAUCAGCGGGGCAGCCCUGAUGGCCGACUCGUCCUGCACGCGCGACGACCGCCGCGAGCGCAUCGUGGCCGAGUGCAACGCCGUGCGCCAGGCCCUGCAGGACCUGCUCUCUGAGUACAUGGGCAAUGCUGGCCGCAAGGAGAGAAGCGAUGCCCUGAACUCUGCCAUUGACAAGAUGACCAAGAAGACCAGAGACCUGCGCAGACAGCUCCGCAAAGCUGUUAUGGACCAUGUUUCAGACUCUUUUCUGGAAACAAAUGUUCCUCUUUUAGUAUUGAUUGAAGCUGCCAAGAAUGGGAAUGAAAAAGAAGUUAAAGAAUAUGCCCAGGUUUUCCGUGAACAUGCCAACAAAUUGAUUGAGGUUGCCAACUUGGCCUGCUCCAUCUCCAACAACGAGGAAGGUGUGAAGCUGGUUCGCAUGUCAGCCAGCCAACUGGAGGCCCUGUGUCCCCAGGUUAUCAACGCUGCACUGGCUCUGGCUGCUAAGCCCCAAAGCAAGCUGGCUCAAGAAAACAUGGAUCUGUUCAAGGAGCAGUGGGAGAGGCAAGUGCGAGUGCUGACGGAUGCCGUGGAUGACAUCACCUCCAUCGAUGAUUUCCUGGCUGUGUCAGAGAAUCACAUUUUAGAAGAUGUAAACAAAUGCGUCAUCGCUCUCCAAGAGAAAGACGUGGAUGGCUUAGACCGCACGGCCGGGGCAAUCCGGGGCCGCGCCGCUCGCGUCAUUCACGUGGUCACCUCCGAGAUGGACAACUACGAGCCUGGAGUGUACACUGAGAAGGUGCUGGAAGCAACCAAGUUACUGUCCAACACAGUCAUGCCGCGCUUCACGGAGCAAGUGGAAGCUGCAGUGGAAGCGCUGAGCUCCGACCCUGCCCAGCCCAUGGAUGAGAACGAGUUCAUCGACGCCUCGCGGCUGGUGUACGACGGCAUCCGCGACAUCAGGAAAGCCGUGCUGAUGAUCCGGACUCCUGAAGAGCUGGAUGAUUCUGACUUCGAGACCGAGGAUUUCGACGUCCGAAGCAGAACCAGUAUCCAGACUGAGGAUGAUCAGCUCAUUGCUGGACAGAGUGCAAGGGCUAUCAUGGCUCAGCUCCCUCAGGAGCAGAAAGCCAAGAUUGCUGAGCAGGUCGCCAGCUUCCAGGAGGAAAAGAGUAAAUUGGAUGCUGAAGUGUCAAAAUGGGAUGACAGUGGCAAUGACAUCAUUGUCCUGGCCAAACAGAUGUGUAUGAUUAUGAUGGAAAUGACAGACUUCACCAGGGGUAAAGGUCCUCUGAAGAACACGUCAGAUGUGAUUAGUGCAGCCAAGAAGAUCGCAGAGGCUGGGUCAAGGAUGGACAAGCUGGGCCGGACCAUUGCUGACCAUUGCCCAGACUCGGCGUGCAAGCAGGACCUGCUGGCCUACCUGCAGCGCAUCGCGCUCUACUGCCACCAGCUCAACAUCUGCAGCAAGGUGAAGGCCGAGGUGCAGAACCUGGGCGGGGAGCUCGUCGUGUCCGGGGUGGACAGCGCCAUGUCCCUGAUCCAGGCGGCCAAGAACCUGAUGAACGCCGUGGUGCAGACGGUCAAGGCCUCCUACGUGGCCUCCACCAAGUACCAGAAGUCCCAGGGCAUGGCCUCCCUCAACCUGCCGGCCGUCUCCUGGAAGAUGAAGGCUCCGGAGAAGAAACCCCUGGUCAAGAGGGAGAAGCAGGACGAGACCCAGACGAAAAUCAAGAGGGCAUCCCAGAAGAAGCACGUGAACCCCGUGCAGGCCCUCAGCGAGUUCAAGGCCAUGGAGAGUAUCUAGAGGCGAGCUCUGGCUCGGGGGUGUUUUUCUCUAGCCACUACUGCUACUUCCAGAACUCUACUUUUAAUACCCUAAGAAUUUUUCAAAAAUUUACUAUUCCUUCAAAUGUAUUUACUUAAUAUAAUUUUGAUAAUUGUGUUUAGAUUACCCAGGGAGAUACUCAAAUUUUUAAGUCCUAUCAGUAUAUCUUCAGCUUGCAGAAGUGUGGUAAUUUAGAUGGUUUUUAGAUUACAGGGGUGGAUUUCUAGCUGGAAACUGUUUUUUGUAAUCUUGCUUUAAAUGAAAUAUUCUAUAACCAAAGAGGAUUUUACAGUACAACUAACGGUUAACACUAAUACUGGAUCAUGCUACUCAGAGACUCACUUUAUCACAGUGAUUGAGAGACAAAAGUUAGAUUUUUUUACUCAAAAAAUCUUAAUGCAAGUAUUGUAUGUGCUAGUGUAUCUCUGUGGGGGUGGAGAGGGAGCAAGCUCAGGAGUCUGGAAUUCCAGCAGGCACCGGCUGUGUGAGCACAACUGGAAAACAGCUGGAAAACCGCUCCACCCGUGCUGGGUUUUGCUGAGGACGGUGUUCGGAGCUGGGCUCGGCGGUGCCCCGGGGCUGUGAUGCUGCUUUUCCUGGGCUGCCCCGGAGCCCUCUGGGCAUUUCCCCAAAAAAUUCCUUAGAAACCCUGGUGGCACCGCUCCCUCGGAGGGGCUCCGCUGCUGCCGGGGAGCUCCCGGGGCCGAUCCCUGUGGAAACCUCCCCCGGUGUGCUUGUAAUGCCUGCUUACAAAUUACUAAUGUGUUUUGCUGCGGGACACUAAUAAAGUUGCUUUUCCCAGCUGGUUCAUUGUGGUGCUGUGAAUGGAGCGGGGCCCAGCCCGCCCCUCGCCCCCCCCUCGCCAUUCAGAUGCAAAUCAGCUUUGUGCUCAUUCCUCAUAAUUGCUCUGCAUCCCGCCUUGGGCUUCCAGAGGCACCCAGGAAAUCGUGUUUGCUCAGGCUGCAAUUUAGACUGUACAUUAUUUGUGAUAACUAUAGCUACAAGGUAUAAUUUCGCUGUCUUAUUUAAAUUUUAUGAAUUUCAGUGUGUUUCACACAUCCCAGUCGAGUCGGGUGCAGGGAAGCGGUGCCUGUUCCUGUGGAGCUGGAAAAGCCUGGGCUGCAGUCAAUGUCUAAAGUGCAGCUCCAUUUUAGAGCUGAGCCUUGGCACUGAAAUGUUAUAAUUUUAUUUAUCUCAAUCAGCUCAUAAUUUACUGUAUUAAGGUUAUUGCUGUCGUGUUACUGUAAUGCCGGUCGGAAUUAAGCUAAAUAGUUUUUUGAGAUAUUUUUGCCAAAUGUAUUAUGUUUUCAAGCA